Musca vetustissima is the source of this 508-nucleotide messenger RNA. Its product is annotated as putative peptidyl-prolyl cis-trans isomerase dodo. The record is from RefSeq and is a predicted model, not a curated record. Gene Ontology annotation, molecular function: protein binding; peptidyl-prolyl cis-trans isomerase activity. NCBI's taxonomy places the organism in Eukaryota, Metazoa, Arthropoda, Insecta, Diptera, Muscidae. Gene Ontology annotation, cellular component: nucleus; cytosol. Bases 20 to 508 code for a protein of 162 amino acids. The transcript is spliced from 2 exons.
CAAACACUUGCAUUUAACAAUGUCCGAUAAUGAAAAGAAUAUUCCUGAAGGUUGGGAAGUACGCACAAGUCGUUCUACCGGCCUAACAUACUACCUAAACAUUUACACCAAGGAAUCACAAUGGGAUUUACCAACGGAACCGGCCAAAAAAGAAGUAUCUUCCAGUGGACCCAGCGAGGUGCGUUGCUCCCAUUUGUUGGUCAAGCACAAGGGCAGUCGUCGCCCAUCGUCGUGGCGUGAAGAGAAUAUUACACGCACCAAAGAAGAGGCCCGUCAACUGCUCGAGGAUUAUCGCAAACAAAUCGAAAAUGGUUCUGCCACUCUGGAUGAAUUGGCUCAAAAAUACUCCGAUUGUAGUUCAGCCAAACGUGGUGGUGAUUUGGGUAUGUUUGGCCGUGGCCAAAUGCAAAAACCCUUCGAAGAGGCUGCAUUUAGCUUGAAGGUGGGACAAUUAUCGAAAAUUGUCGAUACAGAUUCGGGUUUGCAUAUUAUUUUACGCACAGAAUAG